UCGAAAUAUUGUCCGAAAAUCCCUGAGGAGGGUUGACCCAGCUGCCCAUCUCCUCCUCGUGUCUCCAAUGGCGAGUGUACUGCGUGUGGUUGCCAGCAGCUGCUCCAGCCCUCUCUUUCAUGGCUUGGCCUCGGUCCGGACCGCAAACGUGCCAUGUGUGCGUUACUUCAGGAUCCACCAGGCUCUCUCACGCUCUGCCAGCUUAGGGAUUCCUUACAAACAGCUGACAGUCGGUGUUCCUAAGGAGAUCUUUGAGAAUGAGCUCCGGGUGGCGCUCUCUCCCGCAGGGGUCGAUGCUCUCAUCAAGCAGGGCUUCAACGUGGUGGUGGAGUCAGGUGCCGGAGAGGCUGCCAAGUUUCCUGAUGAGCUCUAUUUCAAAGCUGGAGCUACUGUGAAAGGAGUCGAGGAUGUGCUGUCCUCUGACAUUGUGGUUAAGGUUCGUGCCCCAAUGCUGAACCCAGUUCUAGGUGUACAUGAGACAGACCUAAUGAAGGAGGGUGCCACACUGGUGAGCUUUAUCUACCCAGCUCAGAACGCAGAGCUGAUGGACCGCUUGGCCAAGCGCAAGGCCACAGUGCUGGCUAUGGACCAGGUACCUCGUGUCACCAUCGCUCAGGGCUAUGAUGCCCUCAGCUCCAUGGCCAACAUCGCUGGAUAUAAAGCCGUGGUCCUGGCAGCAAACAACUUCGGCCGUUUCUUCACCGGUCAGAUCACCGCUGCAGGAAAAGUCCCACCCGCUAAGGUGCUCAUCAUUGGAGGUGGCGUGGCCGGACUGGCUGCCGCAGGAUCUGCCCGGGCAAUGGGUGCCAUCGUCAGGGGCUUUGACACAAGAGCCGCAGCCUUGGAGCAGUUUAAGUCACUGGGAGCCGAGCCGCUGGAGGUGGACCUGAAGGAGUCUGGAGAAGGGCAGGGCGGUUAUGCUAAAGAGAUGUCCAAGGAGUUUAUUGAAGCUGAGAUGAAGCUGUUUGCCAAACAGUGCUUGGACAUCGACAUCCUCAUCAGCACUGCUCUUAUCCCGGGUCGUAAGGCUCCAGUGCUCAUCACAAAGGAGAUGGUGGAGACCAUGAAGGACGGUUCAGUGGUAGUGGAUCUGGCUGCUGAGGCAGGGGGCAACAUCGAGACCACGGUUCCUGGAUCGCUAACGGUUUACAAAGGUGUGACCCAUAUCGGUUUCACAGAUCUUCCCAGUCGCCUUCCAACUCAGUCCAGCACCUUGUAUUCCAAUAACAUCACGAAGCUCAUCCGUGCAAUCAGCCCAGACAAGGAGAACUUCCACUUCGAUGUGAAGGAUGUUUUUGACUACGGCACAAUGGACCAUGUCAUCCGGGGUUCAAUUGUCAUGCAGAAUGGAAAAGUGCUUUUCCCUGCACCGCAGCCCAACAACAUCCCCGUGGCAGCGCCUCCCAAACCCAAAACCGUGCAGGAGCUGGCGAAGGAGAAGGCUGCUGCUGUCUCACCCUUUACAGCCACGCUUACUACCGCCAGCACCUACACUGGAGGGCUUGCCACAUUGCUCGGACUCGGCCUCUUUGCUCCCAACGCGGCUUUCUCUCAGAUGGUGACUACCUUCGGCCUGGCAGGAAUUGUGGGAUAUCAUACCGUGUGGGGGGUCACGCGCCUCCAUUCUCCUCUCAUGUCUGUAACGAACGCCAUCUCGGGUCUGACUGCUGUCGGUGGGCUCUCGCUGAUGGGUGGAGGAUAUGCCCCAUCCAACACUGCAGAAUCUCUGGCCGUACUCGCCGCCUUCAUCUCCUCAGUCAACAUUGCUGGUGGUUUCCUGGUCACUAAGCGGAUGUUGGAUAUGUUCAAGCGGCCCACUGACCCCCCGGAGUAUAAUUACCUGUACCUGCUCCCUACUGGCGUCUUCGUGGGAGGCUAUGGAGUAGCUCUGCACAGUGGCUAUGACAUAGAGCAGAUGAUGUACCUGGGCUCUGGCCUGUGCUGUGUUGGCGCUUUGGGUGGUUUGUCCACUCAGUCCACGGCACGCCUGGGUAACGCUCUGGGUAUGAUCGGAGUAGCAGGUGGCAUCGCUGCAACUCUGGGUGUCCUGAAACCCUCCCCGGAGCUCCUGGGCCAGAUGAGUGCUGCCAUGGCUGUGGGUGGCACCGCUGGUUUAACCAUCGCCAAGAAAAUCCAGAUUUCGGAUCUGCCUCAGCUGGUGGCUGCUUUCCACAGUCUGGUCGGGUUGGCUGCCGUGCUCACUUGCGUGGCAGAGUACAUGGUGGAGUACCCACACUUCGCCACAGACCCAGCUGCCAACCUCACCAAGAUUAUUGCAUACCUGGGCACCUACAUCGGUGGCGUCACCUUCAGCGGUUCGCUGGUUGCAUACGGCAAACUACAAGGUCUCUUGAGCUCCGCCCCACUCAUGCUCCCAGGCCGUCACGCUCUGAACGCCAGCCUUAUGGCUGCCAGCGUGGGAGGCAUUGUGCCCUACAUGAUGGACCCCAGCUACACCAUGGGCCUCACCUGCCUCGGCUCCGUUUCCGCCCUUUCGGCCAUCAUGGGGGUAACUCUGACGGCAGCCAUUGGUGGAGCAGACAUGCCAGUGGUCAUCACUGUGCUGAACAGUUAUUCUGGCUGGGCUCUGUGUGCUGAGGGCUUCCUGCUCAACAACAAUCUGCUCACCAUUGUCGGAGCGCUGAUCGGCUCAUCUGGAGCCAUUCUGUCCUACAUCAUGUGUGUGGCCAUGAAUCGCUCACUGGCCAAUGUCAUUCUUGGCGGCUAUGGAACCUCCUCCACCGGCGGGGGCAAACCCAUGGAGAUCACGGGCACCCACACAGAGGUCAAUGUGGAGCAGACUGUGGAGAUGAUCAAGGAGGCCCAGAACAUCAUCAUUGUCCCAGGUUAUGGUUUGUGUGCAGCUAAAGCUCAGUAUCCCAUUGCUGACCUUGUCAAGUCUCUGACAGAGCAGGGCAAGACAGUCAGGUUUGGCAUCCAUCCUGUUGCCGGGCGCAUGCCUGGGCAGCUGAACGUUCUGUUGGCCGAAGCUGGUGUUCAGUACGAUGUAGUUCUCGAGAUGGAUGAGAUCAACCAUGAUUUCCCUGAAACCGACCUGGUGCUGGUCAUUGGAGCCAACGACACAGUGAACUCGGCCGCUCAGGAAGACCCCAACUCAAUCAUCGCUGGAAUGCCAGUGCUGGAAGUCUGGAAGUCCAAACAGGUCAUCGUGAUGAAGAGGUCUCUGGGCGUGGGCUACGCAGCUGUGGACAACCCCAUAUUCUACAAAACCAACACCUCUAUGCUUUUGGGAGAUGCCAAGAAGACAUGCGACGCAUUGGCUGCUAAAGUGCGUGAAGGUUAAUAACUGGAACACUGAGCAUCUAUGAGGGAAUUAAAAAACACUGUACCCUCUUUUAAGGGAUCAGGGUGUACAAAUUGACCAUAAUCUCCCUUAGACAAAGUAGAAAUGUCGAUGAAGGCUCCCCUUCUUUCCACACUCCCUUCAUUUCCCUUUUAUUCAUGAAGAUUUAGUUAGAUCGUUCCCCAGUAUUUGCUGUUUGUUAUGCCUAAUUAAAUUAUACCAGAAUGUCUAAAAGCAUUUCAACAAUUCAUUAGUCAAGGCUAAGCACAACUUUUUUUUUUUUUUUUAUAUAUAUAUAUAUAUAUAUAUAUAUAUAUAUAUAUAUAUAUAUAUAUAUAAAGCAAGCAUCCAUUUUUCAUACAUUUUUAAGGCAUUAGUUUUUAAGAGGGAACAGUGCAUGAUAGUUGACCAGUUUGUGAAAAAUUGAAUUUUUUUUUUUGUUUUUUUUUUUUUUCUUCUUCUUACCUCAUUAAGGAGUCAUGGAUUUAAAGGAUCAACAUCAGAAAAUUAGACAUAGCAGCUUGCAAUAACGUCGGCAGUGAGAUUGAUUCUCCCAUGUAAUUCGGUAAACAAGACAAACGUCAGCAUGAUGUUCACGUCUAAAUCUCAUGCUGGUCCAUGUGCCACGCCGUCUUGCACCCCGCGUUCAUGGCGUUAGCGCUUGGUGUUUUUGAGUGCUGUUAAUAAUUGUGAGCACUAAGGAAAACACAACAGACCCUACCUCUCGACAGUAUUAAACCUGACCAAAUCAUCCCCUAUGACGAAGCCGAUUUCCCGAAAAGCAUUUCCCAGCGGAUCUUUAACUUGAGCUACAGCAGCAUUAACACACCCAGCUUGUUCCUUGAUUUUAGGCAGGAGGUCUGCUUAAUACAUCUUCACUAUUUCAAGAAACAGUUGGUAUAAUUUUUUUUUAGCGUCCCCCUUUACCCCCCUCCACCCUGCAGUUGAAUUAGAAGAAAUAAGCAAUAAAGCAAUCACAACAUAGGAAGUAAAUAAGGCGGGAGAUAAACCUCUUGAUGGUUUCUAUUUGAUAUUCAGAUGAUCUCACUCCACUUUUUACUAUGUUUAUGUAGAAAUAUUGACGCUGUUAAAUAUUACUUGUGCAAAGUGAAGGUGAAGAGAAAAGCAUUUCAUUGAGUCAUGGUUUGCAGAUUAAACGAGUUUAUGAUGUACAAUGAAGUGUGUUUUUCUCUCUGCAAUUCAUCAUAAAAAGUCACUCUUAAUAAACAUCCAAAAAAAAAAAAA
This is a messenger RNA of Silurus meridionalis, 4549 nucleotides long. RefSeq names its product nicotinamide nucleotide transhydrogenase (gene nnt). NCBI's taxonomy places the organism in Eukaryota, Metazoa, Chordata, Actinopteri, Siluriformes, Siluridae. Gene Ontology annotation, molecular function: NADP binding; NAD binding. Gene Ontology annotation, cellular component: mitochondrial inner membrane. Gene Ontology annotation, biological process: NADPH regeneration; proton transmembrane transport. The record is from RefSeq and is a predicted model, not a curated record.